AUGAAGCCGCCAACUGCGAGAAAACCGACAAAACGACCGACAACUACCAUUGCAUGCCCUAAAAGUAAGCGAAACUCGGAAUCAGUAACAGAAGUUGUGUUCAGGAACGGGCUCAGAAAUGGAAGACAUUGAAGAAGCGCCUCCGGACCCGAGGACCAGAUUGAAAAGUGAAGAAGUGUAAGGAUUAUUCAUUGUUUUGUUGUCUUCGGACUGAAAUUUUCGCCUAAAACUGACAUGUGGUUGUUUCAGAAGUGUCCAAUGUCUUCUCCGAGAAAUCGACGACAAGAAGCUGGUGAUGCUGAUCAGUGGCCAUCCUUCCGCUCGUUCUUCUGCUCUUCUAUUACAGGCUUUGAGACAGGUGAGCAUCAGUUUUCUGGCGAAGGAAUUGUCAAAACAGUUCCCCGACAUUUCACAACUCGAAACCGCGACGUCUCAAUGCAAUUUGUCGCUAAGUAGUUCACGCUAGUUGCAAAUCGUCGCUGUUCCAAAACGCCGGGGAGUCAUCAAAACUUUGCAGCAAAUGUCUGUGGCGACGCUAGACGAAUACGUCCGCGAUUCCCUUGAAUGGGUUGUAGCUCACGACACUCUGAUGCUUAAAAUGAAGAAGAAUGUGAGUUGCUUAUUCCAUUUUUCGUAAAGUUCUCAAUGCCGUUUCCAGAGCCUAUUCGUUCGUGUGCUCGGAGCCGACGGCGUGGAUUCCCGCGAGCAAAUGGCUCGACUCAUCAACACGAUGGCCAGUUACACAAGCGGAAGAAGCUAUUUCACAGUGCACCACAAGACGUUCCUGCCGUGUCUGAUUGCGGUUCUACGUGGAAAACGACUUCCUUCGACCACUCACGAUCAGUUGAUUGCGUGCGUGCAGAAGAUGAGCAUACGGUAGGAGCAAAAGGCGGAGCAAAAGCUGAAUGUUUUGCAUUUGCAGGGCGACGUGUCAAAAGGAGCUAAUUCAAAAUGGGAUGUUGGAGUGGGCAGUGAACCAUUUGGAUCAAAAGCUCAACAACUACGCAUUCGAGUAUCUGGCGGCUCUGAUUGUCAACUUGUCCACAAAUGUAAAUGCAUUUUUCUCCUUCCAAAUCUAUUCCGAAUCUCUUCGUUCCAGUCCCUAAGCCACCCUCUGAUGACCCGCCUCGCUGACUCCAUCGCCAAUUCCAUCGCCAACCUGGUCGUCAGAAUGUCUCACGGCGUGAGUUGCUCUUCGCUUCUAUCGCAAUGAAUGCUCUCCGACUUUCAAUUAAACGUGGUGCCAGGCGGACAGUAGAUGCUCGCUCCUCCUUCUCUGGCUCCCGCUCCCUCCUCAUCUUCUUCUGCGUCCUCUCCUCAUUAGGCCGCUUCCUCCCGCGUUUUGUUUUGCCUGCUCCUUGUGCCAGGCGCUCGCUUAUUCCCUCAUUCGCUUCUUAUGUGACAGCUUUAGUCGAGCGCUUUGCGUUUCGCGAAUUCUUUACUUUUGAGUAGAAGCUCCGGGUUCUAGUUCUAAUUCUAGAAUAAGAGACUAGUUUCAAUGAAAAGCCGUUCCCAACUAGUUGAACUUCAGCUCGAACUUCUAACUUGAUUGAUGUGCCUAUCAUUGUAGAUUUGAGUUCUAAUUCAGAACUAGGUUUCUUUUAGUUUCAAUAAGAUAACUUGAUUGAUUUAGUUAGAACCUAUCUGCCUACCCGCAUUCCGCAUUCCGCGAAGGUGGAAUUCUCUUUUCCAGAACACUCUCCUUCCUCUUGCCCCUCCAGUAACUCGAUCCUCCUCCCGAACCUCAUUAUAAUAUUGUUGCUCUUCUCUUCCAGCCCUCCUGCUCCCUCUACAACACACUCCUGCUCUCCGUCCUUUCGUGCCCUCGCAUUCGUCUCCGCGCCAAGGACACCAAACUGCUCGACGCGAUCCGCAUUCGUCUCGAGACCCGCCGAACGUGUCCGCUCUGCAAUUUACACGUGCCGUUCCUGAUCGCCGUCGUUCAUCAAGGUGAGUAGAGAAAAUAUGGGAAAUGUAGCAAUUGUGAAACCAACCGAAUCUUGAUAGCCUAGCCAACUCCCCCGCGUCCCCCCGAAAACAGUUGUGUUUGUUUUGUUCUGUUUUCCUUUUCCUUUUCCUUUUUCGCUCUUCAUUUUCGUUUGCAUCUUGCACAAAUUGAGGUCAGUCGGUCAGUUUAGUCCCCCGCUGACCAAUUGGUUUCUCGCAAAUGUGUCCGGAUCAAACAAAAAACAUACGUAAGACGUCGGCGCCGGGCGACCUCGGGUGCCUGGACGCGUCGACGGAAAGUGAGAAUGGGAAUGGGAGGGAAAGGGGGAAAGGACACCCCCGUACGGAUCUGAACAAAGAGAGCCCUUCGCUCUCACUCGAUAAGGAAGUGAUUUUGUUACGAAAACAUUGUCGCGUCAUGGCGCUGAACACACAGAAAAAGGUCAACAUUUGAGAGCGAUGAACUGUUUGAUCUGUGAAGUGGACAAUUGCCACGUCACCGGAAGAAGUGAAUCAGUGCCACAAUCCAGAACCUUCCUCCUCCUGCCUCUCCAUUUCUUUCCCAAUCGGUAUUCGCUCCAUCACCUCAAUGAUAACCGGGAGGUUUCACUUUCACUCUCCGAGUGCGCCAGAAAGAGAGGAAGAGAGAAAGAGCGGCAGUCGACGACAUGGUCAUGUCCUGCCCAUUCUCUCUGUUAGCUGUCCGAUUCUGCUGCUGAUAACCUGAACAGUUCCAAGUCUUCGUGGCUUUUCCCCCUCCGAUUCUCACUUUUCUUCGACCGUUUUCUGCCGCUGCCAAUCGUCUUUCGGGGAUACCGUAACCCGUUUCUCUCCGUCUCCUCUUUCGUCAUUAUCUCUGAUCGAAUUGACGUGACUCGGGAGGAAAAUAUUUGUGUCUCCCGCACCUCGCGCCCGCUUCUUUAUUCGUCUAAAAGGUAACAAAGAGGGUCGAGAAAGAACGGGUAUCCAGGAGGAAGGAGAGAGAAAGAGAGAAGUUUAAGAGUGUUCAGUGUGUUCCGAAAACGAGAAGAACGAGAGGAACGAGAGGAAGAGUUGGAAGAGAGCACUGAAAAUAUUUAGACGGAGAGAAGUGGAUGAGCGUGCGGAGAGAGACGCGGCGCCAAAAACAUUGCCAUCCCCUGACUUCUCCUUCUUCUCCUUCUCCUUCUUCUUCUUCGUUUUUCAAACUGUUUCUCAUUCGAACCCAUCCAAAUAUUGUGUCCCCUGACGAGAGAGCAUGGGAGCCAGCGGACACAGAGAAGCACCUGUCUCAUUUAAAUUCAGACGGAUGGGCCUUAGCAGUGGCUCAGCAGCGGUCAUUCUCAAUCACAACCACUCCCAUCCGAUUCAAAUUUAGCCAGAAACCGAGUGCCAUCCGAGUACUUUUUAUGCUCUUACUUCGCCAUUCUGUCGUAUGCCAAUCGGGGCGUCGGCACUGAUAAGAAAGAGGUCUCUGGCGCCAGCGACGCCAGAAGAGUCGCCCUGAAACAUUUCGAAAGUGUUGACUAACAAAACGUCGCGGCUUUUUCUCGACAAUCGUUACAAUUCGUACGCUAAUGCUCUAAAUUUUGCAAAAUUAUCGGGUUACUUCGGGCAUACGGUAACGGUUAUCACGCGAUGCGAUCAUCACGAGAUUUCGCCCGUUUCACAAUUUGUUCUAUUCGUGUAAUGUUCUCGAUUGCCGAACUAUCUAGUUCUUCGCUUUGUUCCAUUCCGAAUCAUUUUUCCAAUUGAGCUCACUGAGCGCAUUUGGGACACCAUUUGAGACAAAAUAUCGUUUUGUUCUAACUUCCAUGCAAGCUUUAAUGGGCUAUUCAGCAAUGUCAAAAAAUGGAAAAAAGAACGCAACUCGUGCACUGUUGAUUCCAUUUUCUGACAUUGCUGAAUAACCCCAUAGUUUUAUUCAGAUUUUUCCAAUUUUUGAUAAAUUUCCAUGCUGAGGAGAGUCAUCAAGCAUAUUUUUUCAAAAGAAUACAAACUUUCCAGAGUGUAUUGCUCCAAACCUAGUCUCCCAUAGAACAUUGCGAAAUUUGCCUCCUCUCCAAAAUUCCCGCCGAAUACUGUAUUUCAACGACGUUUACCUCCCCACGAUCGCCCGAUUGGCUGUGGUUCCCGGCGGGGCCCGUUGGGCACGAAAUUCGAAAUGUGAAAACGUUAGUGUGUAGUACCAGCCGGUGCAAUAGCUGUCCAGUCGAAACGGACACAGGGGACAAUCAAAAUUGCACGACCUCUCUCUCUCUCUCUUUUCCAUCCGCACCGCUUACCACCGAAGCCGCCCAGAAAGGUCAGAGAGCGACGAGAGAGCGUGCGAGUCGCCGAGACGCCGCUCCCCCGUACUGCAAAAAGAAGAGUGCGAGCGGGGCUUCUCUGCGUCUCAGCGGGGCGACACGCUGUCUCGGCGCGACGCGGACGGACGCCAAGCGGUGGUGGUGCCAGCCUCGCGGAGAGACUUGCAGGGCGCCGCGCUCGUGCCGCCCCGUGCUCGCUGCGUGUGCCCGCUUUCCGCCCCUCUCGCCUCUUCGCUACGCGCGCGCGGAGACAGAGAAAAGAGAGGAGCGAGGAGUGCGGCAGCAAAAAAGAAUAACGAAACGCGACACAGCCGAGUGACCCAGUCCCCCCAUACUUCCAUCCCUCCUCCGCCCAUCCGUCCAUCUUCCCGCCCCACCGCUCCCAGACUCCGACGACGGUCACUCCUCACUCGUCCCUUUCCAAUCGGUCGGUCGCUCCCUUCUCCCCAUUCCUUUCUUCCCUCUACAGUAAUCCCCCUAAGAUUCGGUUGGUUUUCCCUUUAGAUGCUCACGGCCUGCUCCCUGAGACCUCAAGUGUGAGUGUACUUUUGAUGCUUCACACCUGGGCUCUCCGGGUACCAGGACGCUCCAAGAGCAGUUGCAUUUCCUUUAAAAUCAGGGUCUAGAUAAGAGAAACGUGUUGAACGUGGGCAACCGGGUAUGUACUUUCAGAAGUCGAAUACACACGAGUGCCGCUAACACCUACAGAUGGCGAGGCUGAUAAGGUGAGUACUGUAAAAGAUAAGAUGGGAGACAGUUGGGAGUCAAUGACUGGUAGAAAAGGACAUUUCGGAUAAAAAGUGCAAAACAUUAUUGCUGCUGAUAAUGAGAGUCCGCGAAUUUCACUGCACUUUGCGAGGUCACUUUUGAAUCAUCUUUCAGCUGACAAUUGAAAAGUGGAAAUGUAAAUGUGAAAUAUGGACUUUCUGAACUCUUGAGCUUUUCGAUCGAAUCUGACCAAAAGCAGGCUUCAAAUGCCGCUAAUCUGUGCGCACGUUUGACUGAGAAACUACAAAUCCGCGUUGCCAGAAUCGUCUCAGAAUCGGAAUCGUUCAUUCCAUUUUUGCAGGCCGGCAGUUCGUGUGAACGGGAGAUCGACUCGCUCGACCCGUUGCGUCCGUCGACCAACGAGCUCAGCGGUGCUCGUUUGCUCAUCAGAAAGGCCUAUAAAGAGGCAGCAGCCGGCUCUCAGAUAAACGAUUCGAUGGGCAGUUCAAAGGACGGAAUGGGCUUUGCGACGACGGCGAGCAAGACGAGCGCCCGUGGGGCCAGAGGACGCAAGGGCGCUGGAAAUGACGGACGGAUCGGCACUGCCACGUCACAACACACGUUUGUGAUCGAGACGGAGCGACGCAGACCUCUGAUGAUCAACAUUGGCCUGAGCGACGCGGCGUCAGAGUACAAGAAGGUGCAGGAUGAGAUCACGAAGAAGAGGGAGGACGAGGAGAAUCGGAAGCGAAAGGAGAAGGAGGAGAAGGAGAAGCAGAAGAUGAAGGCGUUGCGACACAUUCAGCUGACGUCCCGGAAGGCGCCCUCUUUGCUCCGGAAGGAACUCUCCGAGUCCUCGUCGCCGUUGAUCGAGAAGUUUAUGAGCAGGAAGGCUAACGAAUCCAGACUAUCACUGAGCAAGAAACGUAGGUUUUUUGAUUCUUGUCUGCAGUGAACACAUUUGGGUUUUCCAGCCUCAUUGCCCGAGAUCCGUGACUGUCUGCCACCCGAGAAAAACAACAACAAUGGGGACUUCAAGGGAUCCAACGAGACUAUAGUCUUGUCGUCCUACUUUUACACCGUCGAAGCGUCCAGGUGAGUGUUCCCCGGCUCUCUAGACCUUCUUUUCUGUUCCAGCAGCCCGGAAGACUACACCGCCGUGUUCGGAAGCCGUCCUAAAGUGGCUCGCACCCCGGACACCCAAUCCCGAUCAUUUUUCUGA
Messenger RNA from Caenorhabditis sp. 36 PRJEB53466, 6165 nucleotides. The record is from the annotation of a GenBank genome assembly. Lineage: Eukaryota; Metazoa; Nematoda; Chromadorea; Rhabditida; Rhabditidae.